Messenger RNA from Amoebophrya sp. A120, 2009 nucleotides. Lineage: Eukaryota; Dinophyceae; Syndiniales; Amoebophryaceae. The record is from the annotation of a GenBank genome assembly.
CUUCGCGUAAUUUGAAACCCCUCCUCGAGACGGGCUGAAGUCGUCGAAGAAGUGUAUGAUUAGAUUACAAAGUUGUUUUCUAUCGUUUUAGAUGAAAAAAAAAUUUAUAAGUAUUUACUUUACGUUUGCGCAGCCGCAUCAAUUGUACCCGAGUCAAUUCAUAGCAAAAAAGCAUCAAGAAUGAAGUUGGGGUUCGCCCAAUCCGCGUGGGCACGACUGGCCGUGAUUCUCGCUUUCGGGAAUGUGUGUCUGAUCGAAUGUGCGGGAUUUCGUGCUCGCUCUCAGCAAGUGGGGCAGUGCAUCAGCAAGUUGGCACUUCAGAUGGGAGGCUGCCACCUGAAAGAAGGAGAAGAGCGCAAGAAAUUCCUCGGCAAAGAAGUUCUCGCUCUUGAGUGUUUUGACAGCCGCAUGCAAGACCUUCUGAACGCCCCGGACAAAUACAAGUUGUCCGCCACUUGUCCAGCAGCGAACAUGCACCCCCUCGAACAGGCACGAAAGAUCUUUUCCGCUGCCGAGGAGUUGGUAGCACAGCAAGACGAACAAGCUGCUCGAGGACAGGAAGUACUGUCGAAGAGCUUGUGGCUUUCGCAGCUCCAGUGCGAGCACGAGCGUGUCACGGUGGCCCACCUCCUGCCUUUCCUAGUACAGAAGAGCGGGUGUGGAGAUCAAAAGCAAGGAAGUGCUGAAGCUUUUGCCUGUCAAGGUGAUCAUGCCGUGUUGACGCAGAACAAUUUUGCGGUGCAUGCGCAGGAGACUCUGUUGUCUGUCGUGUCAAGGUUCGAGGUUCAAGUUAAGAGCCAUUACUUAUGGAGGAAUGCGUUUCUCGAUGAGCGUGAUGAUCCCCCCGAGGAUGUGGCAGAGCCCCAGACGCCAGAUUACGCGCGUUUUUCCUACAAGGUCGUGGCGCUUCUGAGCUUGAUCGGGGAGAUGUCGCGGAAUAGUACAGAUCUGCAGAUGACCAUGACGUCGUGCGCGCCGGGCCUGGGGAAGAUCGGCCGAGGGCACCAGGCUGCCACUUUGAAAAGUGCUGAGUUGCUGCACUUGCUUGCUGGAUUUGCGGAAACAGUCGAUACCGUUGAGAGGAAAGUGCAACGGCUUCAAACUUUCACCAUGGAGAAGUAUCAUGAUUGGAACUGGCGGCAUGAUAUCGGAGAUGGAAUGAAAGGCAAAGUCGAUUAUGCCUCGCGUAAAUUCAUUCAGGACCCAUCCCUGCAACAAUCGAAAUCGGAGUGGCUCCGGCGUGUCACGCAGGAAGAGUGCGAAAGCCCCUUGGAGCCCUUACGGGGUCCACUGGCAUGGCACGCAGAAGAGAUAGCACGGCAAAUGCAAUUGGUAUCUCGCAGAAAUCAAUGAAGCCGCUCCACUGGAAUGAACACUUCUGCGUUGAUGUCUUCUAUGAUUGAUCUGCAGAAAAGCGUUGCACCAGCAACAACGCAUCGUGAAAGAUGUCCCAGCAACAUGGAGCAUCUCGUAUGUGCCACUGAGUGGCGCGCAAAAAUUAUAUUGUAAAGAACGGUGGAUGUGUAUGUGAAAUAGCUGUUCUCCUGAAAAAGUUAUUUUUUAAAGACGCAAAACCAAAACAAUAAACGAAAAGGAAAACAAACUGCAGUCUAGCCGAUGCGCCAAAGGUGCCGCAGGUCCUUCACAGUUGAUGGGGAUGUCUAUGACGAAGCUUUGCAAGCACGAAGGCAUAGCUUCGCCUAGAAUGAUGAAAGAAAGUGCGUCUGGAACUAGGAAAGAGAGCCCGGCGUACCAGAAGCUGUCAUGUUUGCAGAAGAAGCUUUUCCUUUUGACUUUUUGUUUCCGAGACACGGGAAGAUGAUGACUGGAACAGCACAUGAGGUGUUCGAAGCUCGUACAUUCCCUCGGACUGUCGAAAUACAUGGCGCAAUCUCUCUUGGCCGUACUUGAUCCCUGUAAAAACCGCUCCUGGAUCUUUAUCGACGCCUGGAUGGGAGCUAUUCAUAUUCUUGCUUUUGGUUGCUGGUGGCACAAUUGAUCGAAAAAAA